Messenger RNA from Syngnathus acus (greater pipefish), 1709 nucleotides. RefSeq names its product protein O-mannose kinase (gene pomk). Lineage: Eukaryota; Metazoa; Chordata; Actinopteri; Syngnathiformes; Syngnathidae. Bases 131 to 1171 code for a protein of 346 amino acids. Gene Ontology annotation, molecular function: protein kinase activity; ATP binding; carbohydrate kinase activity. Gene Ontology annotation, cellular component: endoplasmic reticulum membrane. The record is from RefSeq and is a predicted model, not a curated record. Gene Ontology annotation, biological process: protein O-linked glycosylation; carbohydrate phosphorylation; protein phosphorylation. The transcript is spliced from 3 exons.
UUCCGGUUUCCUGUCAGUGGAACGCAACUUUUCAUAAACGCUUCAGUGUCAAUAGUUACCAAGUGGGUCGUACGUAGAUGUUUUUCCUGUGUUGUGAGUACUAUGUAACACAACGGGAUUCUAGUGCAACAUGGGGCGUCGAUGCAACACUUCAUUGUACCAGAGUACUCCUGUGGUGGUGAUCUGUCUUGCAGCUUUACUCCUCAGCAACGUCUUGAUCUAUCUGUAUUUGGAUUCUGUGUAUCAGUCAGGUGGACACCCAGUCACUGCCCAUACGGGUUGUGUUGCUCAACACUUUAAAAUGCCAACGAUGAAGAACUGCACCCCUUGGCUGCACUGUCCCCUCAUAGAGGCGGAGGUUCGCAAACUAAAACUCAUCGGUCAGGGAGCAGUGAAGAAGGUCUACUUGGCAGAAUGGAAGGGACAAAAGGUUGCUGUGUCCAAACUGUCGUCUCUGAAUUACUCUCAGGAUUUUCUCCACGGAUUCUUGAUGUUAAAGGCAUUGCAGGGUCCCCUGGUGGUACAGUUGGUAGGCUUUUGCCUUGAAGACCAUACCUUUGUCACAGAGUACCAUCCACUGGGCUCACUUCUAAAUUUGAACGCAGUUCUGGCCCAGGAGCAGCAAAAACAUCGCAAUAUUUGGCAGACGCGGCUGUUGUUGGCGAUAGACUACGUCUCCAUCCUCCAUUACCUCCACAACAGUCCAGCUGGUCUGAGGGUAAUGUGUGAUUCCAACACCCUGGAGAAAACUCUCUCCCAGUUUCUGCUCACAAAUGACUUUCGCCUGGUGGUGAAUGACCUGGAUGCACUACCUGAAGUGGACGUAUCCAGGGGUUUGCGGGUCAAAUGUGGCCACAGGGAGCUUAGUGGUAUUUUUGUGGCUCCUGAGCAGCUAUGGCCUUUCAAUAAUAUAGGGAAGCCUUUUUCAGAUGAUCUCAUGCAUGAGUAUGAUGAAAAGACAGAUAUCUGGAAGAUCCCAGAUGUGGUACAAUUCCUGAUAGGAAGAGUGGCUGGAGCGGAUUUGAUCCACUUCCAUCUUUUUCAAAUUCAUAAGGCAUGUAAGGCAGAAGACCCUAAACUUCGACCAUCAGCCCUAGACGUGGUGAUGGUUUAUAAGGCAGUUUACAGCAACAUGGCCAAAGAUAGCGCUGGGCUCAGAGAAAUGCUUUAACAUCUCAUUCUAAAAUUAAUGCAGGCCGACACGUAUUAACACGCUAUCAUGCCAGAGACUAAACAGUUACACUAUUAAAAAUAAGUACUCACCCACCAAAACACUUUUUUUCUUGCGGAUAAACCGUAUAAAUGGGUGUUUACUAAAACUCUACAUGUCUUCAUCGUUAUUUCGGAAAAGGUACGUUUAUGGAAAGCUUGAAGUUUGAAGAAAAAGCUGUCUGUGUGGCGCCAUCAUCAGGUUAAACACUGCAGCGCACGUGAAUCUCCUGAUUUGAGUUGCAGGGACUCUUGACGUAUCUUUUUCUUUAACAUUGAUUGUCAUAGACUAUAUUUACAUGUAGUCAAUAUUUGGGUUAAAAUCAGAAUCUGGGUGUCUGGAACUAUUGAAAUAACCUGUUUACAUGUCUCAACAGACAGAGUUACUCACGUUUAAAUAUUCUCAUUGAACCUGCGACCCACAUCGAUGUCACAGUGUAAAUAGACGUCAUUUCCGCUUUUUACUUGUGACUCAGCACGGAAAUAAACGGGUUUCGCUC